CGACCAACCGGCUGCAUGCGUCAAAAUCAGCUGUGAUUUUAUUUUUGUGAUUAUGUGAAAUUCGAAGCAGAAACAUUACGAUUGCAUUUCAUAACGAAAAUACAAUAUUACAAAUUAUGGAUAGAGCGCAACCAGCACCACAUCAUCCUGAGGGAUCCCGCAAUGCAUUGAACUUCCAAUUUUCGCCGGAGGAGCUGAAAGUGCUGCAGGAAUGUAACCGGGAAGCAUUUUUCCAACGCUCGAUGCCUCUGGGGACGGUUUUCGGAUUGGGAACGUACUACGCCGUCCAAAGGGGAUUUCUGAAGUCAAGCCCGCGAUUUGGCGCCGGUCCCAAAGUAUUCGUUGGAAUUACGUUGGGCUACUUCAUCGGCAAGCUGAGCUACCAGAGUCGAUGUGCCGAAAAGAUUAUGCGCAUUCCAAACUCCCGUUUGGCCGAUAUGAUUCGCCAGAGACGUCAGGGAGCGACCACCGUUGAAAGAUUAUAUCCCGAUCAAGGGUUCGGCGCUGGGGCCAUGUUGUCCCCGUUUGGGCCGGCCAGCCCGAGUGACAGUGUGACGGAACAACAUUUCCGCAAUCGGGACUCGAUCAACAUCGACGUCCACACGCCCAAUUAUUCCGGGCUGGAUGAAAGCGCUCGACCGUCUCUUGAUUCUAAUCGCGCCUUCGAGGAGGAUCUGCAGCUCCCGGUGGACCCGCCACCGGUGACGAAAUCCUACGAAGAAUUACGUCGACAGAAUCGGGAGGAAUACGUGCGCCGACAGCAGGCACCGUACCGUCCGCCGACGGUUCUGGAAGAUACGCCCCCGAUUAGGCGAGAGGUUGCCGCUCCUUCGCCGAGACCGGAAGAUCAUCUACCUCAGCAGCCCCAGGUGAAGAAUAAGUACGGGGACGUUUACCAGGAGUAGACCGCUAAUUGGAAUUUUGUGCCGCUCAAAGUACUUUAUGCUGAAUAAUAUUGUUCGUAUCACAAACAUUAGAUACUCAAUAAAUUUGCGCAUUUCAGUUUUCGCAUAGUCAA
This is a messenger RNA of Aedes aegypti (yellow fever mosquito), 1018 nucleotides long. It is a transcript of the gene asrij, whose product is annotated as OCIA domain-containing protein 1. NCBI's taxonomy places the organism in Eukaryota, Metazoa, Arthropoda, Insecta, Diptera, Culicidae. The record is from RefSeq and is a predicted model, not a curated record. Gene Ontology annotation, cellular component: endosome. The transcript has 5 exons. The coding region runs from base 117 to 905 and encodes 262 amino acids.